AUGCCCCCAACAGCGCGUGGACUUCUGCUGCACCUUCACUGUUUACUUCACACACAAAGGGUGCAGCUGGCAAAAGGCGGAGUGAUCUGGAACUCUUACGUGACAGGCAGAUUCCACGCCAGUCUAGCAGCACAUCUACACGCCUGAAGAUGAAGAUGAUCUCAUGCUUGCGCCCAUUUACCUCCCUGUCUCGUUUAAAAACAAUGUCUUCAAGGAAAUUCGCUGCAUGAUUCAACAGUCACGCCGUGUCUCCCGGUUACUUUAUCACUUUUCGACCAUUUCAUGAAUUAUACUGCAAUCCACAAUGAAAUUUCCAACGGAAAACCCAAGGAAACCAGGGAACUGGAACCCUCCAGCAGUGCCAGUGCAGACCAACCUGGUGCCGCCCAAGAAGGUCCAGCCAGGGAUGUUGCAGUCCAGCUUGGUGCAGGCCAGCGUGGCCACCAUGCAGAACCCCAUGGGCUGCACUUUACCUCGCCUUUCUGUCUCCCGGCCCACUAGUAUGGUGGCCAGCUUGGAAGCGGUGGCAGACGGCUCAGCCCUCCUCACAGUCAUGAAGUGGAAGACUGUCCUAGCCGUGUUUGUGGUGGUGGUAGCAUACCUGGUUGCCGGCGGUCUGGUGUUCAAAGCCCUGGAGCAACCCUUCGAGAGCAACCAAAAAGACACCAUCACUUCGAAGAAAGCCGCCUUCCUGGAGAAACAUCAGUGCGUGACCCCCAAUGAGCUGGAAGAGCUCAUCAAGCACUCUGUAGAUGCAGUGAACGCUGGUGUCAGUCCUAUUGGAGACACGUCAUACAACUCCAGUCACUGGGACUUAGGGAGCUCCUUUUUCUUCGCUGGAACUGUGAUAACAACAAUAGGUUAUGGCAACAUCGUUCCAAGAACAGAGGGUGGGAAGAUUUUCUGCAUCCUUUAUGCAAUAUUUGGCAUCCCACUCUUUGGCUUUCUUUUGGCUGGUGUUGGUGAUCAACUAGGGACUAUUUUUGUGAAGAGCAUUGCUAAAGUGGAGAAAAUGUUCAGGCGCAAACACAAUCAAAUAAGCCAGACCAAGAUUCGAGUGGCCUCUACAUUGCUCUUCAUCUUGGCUGGCUGCAUCCUCUUCGUCACCAUACCAGCCAUCAUCUUCAAGCAUAUUGAAGGUUGGACCGGGCUGGAGGCGAUCUAUUUCGUGGUGAUCACACUGACGACUGUUGGGAUCGGAGAUUAUGUUGCAGGAGGCAAUAGAAGAAUAGAGUACCGUGAAUGGUACAAACCGCUGGUGUGGUUCUGGAUACUGGUUGGAAUGGCUUACUUUGCUGCAGUUCUAAGCAUGAUUGGAGACUGGCUCAGGGUGCUUUCUAAAAAGACAAAAAUGGAGGUGGGUGAGAUUAAGGCUCACGCCGCUGAAUGGAAGGCCAAUGUUCGAGCAGAAUUUCGUGAGACCAGGCGUCGACUCAGCGUGGAAGUUCACGACAAACUGCAGAGGGCGGCCACUAUUCGCAGUAUGGAGCGCAGGCAGCUGGGUUUCGACCAGCGGGCCCAUUCCCUAGACAUGCUGUCCCCUGAACGUCGAGCUGCCUUCAAUAGCCUGGACAUCACUAAUUACAAGACAUCCUCCCAGGAGAGCAUCGACACAAAGCUCAACAACUUACGUCUACGACUUGAGCAGAAUGAGCAUCGACGGAGCGACCCAAGCCAGGCGUACUCUGAAGAUAACAUUUUCAACCGCCUUGGUUCAGUCACAAAACUAGCCAAGCGGAACAAGAACAAAGAGUUGAGAAAGAACAUCCCAGACGACGGCCGGAAAGCCUUAGAUUCCUUCACCUGUAAUACUCCCACAAUGGAUGAGGAGAAGAAAGAGGCAGAGGACGAGGACGAGGAGCUUGAGAAAGAGGUCAACACCAGUCUGACCAACUUCCCUCUCUUUGUGGAGAGCCCCAAUAAACAAAACGGAUUCAUGCCUCUAUCACCACAGACCAAAGAGGAAGAAAACGAGAUAAAACUUGAAGACAAGGAGUUCCAUUUGCAGAUGGAGCCCUAGAGGGAACCGUGUAGAAAAAUAAUGUAUGCCUAAAGUGCCUUGUUUAGCCCUUUCCCUGAGCUGAGAUGUGAGAAUCUCAAUUUCUGCUGUUCAUUUAUCUGUUCACUGUGUCCUGAUAACUUGAUAAUGGAAAUAUGGUGACAGUAGCAGCACUGGAAAACAGCUCGUUCUCUUCUUCAGACCACUGAAAAAUGCUUGUAUAAGUUGGAAAUAAUCUCUCCAAACAUCCUUGACAACAAACGAAAAAUCCGUAGCAAGCUACAUUGGCGGUUUGUUUGAAGUGUGACUGAAAGUGCUGCACUUUCAAUGUACUUUCUGCCAGACUGUACUUCAAGGUCAUUUGUCAAGAAGCAUAACUGCUCAAAAACAAUGUUUGUCAAGAUUUUCCACCCAUUCAAAAUGGAGAAACUUACCAAGAGACAUGAAUCCCCCAUGAUCAAAGUUGAUAAAACUCUUUGAAUAUGAAGAAACCAUGUUAAAUUGGUGAUAGGUUGUAUAUGCACGGAGCUCUUCUGUCCUGUAAAAGAAGUUAAGUGCAUCAAUAUGUGAUCCAGAUUUAUGAAGUUAACCUAUAAAUCUCAGGGCUUGUAGUCCUACUGUAAUUGUUCAAUUGUACGGUAUGUCUGACAUAAAAUUUGCUGUGCUCUCAUGAAAUAUCUAAAGCUGUCGCUAAACAGUACUGUUUUCAAAGUUUGAAAUUUUAUGACAAUGGGACGGAAGAGAAGCCAUAAAUGGUAGACGUCAUGUAAGGCAGAAUGUCUAGUAGAGUUUAAUCACAAACUACUGAACGUAUCUGUUUAUUUCCUUUAAAGGUAUAAUUCACCCAACAAUUUUG
Sinocyclocheilus anshuiensis is the source of this 2855-nucleotide messenger RNA. Its product is annotated as potassium channel subfamily K member 10-like. NCBI's taxonomy places the organism in Eukaryota, Metazoa, Chordata, Actinopteri, Cypriniformes, Cyprinidae. Gene Ontology annotation, molecular function: potassium ion leak channel activity; outward rectifier potassium channel activity. The transcript is spliced from 7 exons. Bases 305 to 2020 code for a protein of 571 amino acids. The record is from RefSeq and is a predicted model, not a curated record. Gene Ontology annotation, biological process: potassium ion transmembrane transport; stabilization of membrane potential. Gene Ontology annotation, cellular component: plasma membrane.